Molecule: messenger RNA, 1502 nt
Organism: Gracilinanus agilis (Agile Gracile Mouse Opossum)
Lineage: Eukaryota; Metazoa; Chordata; Mammalia; Didelphimorphia; Didelphidae
Gene: DHODH
Product: dihydroorotate dehydrogenase (quinone)
Exons: 9
Coding region: 27-1214 (395 amino acids)
Biological process (GO): pyrimidine ribonucleotide biosynthetic process; 'de novo' pyrimidine nucleobase biosynthetic process
Cellular component (GO): mitochondrial inner membrane; cytoplasm
Molecular function (GO): dihydroorotate dehydrogenase activity
Source: RefSeq, a predicted model, not a curated record
CAAGUUCCCACUGUGGCUAGAACAGCAUGGCGGGGAGGCUCCUGUGGAAGCGGGCCCAGGAAGCAGCAGUGAUCCUUGGAGGUGGAGGCCUGAUCUUCACCUCCUACCUGACAGCAGUAGGAGAUGAGCACUUCUAUUCCCAGUACUUGAUGCCUGUGUUACAGAGGCUGGUAGACCCAGAGCUGGCUCACAAGCUCACCAUUCGCUGUAUCGCAAUGGGACUCCUCCCACGCUCAGCCCUCCCAGAUUCCAGCAUGCUGGAAGUACGGGUCCUGGGCCGUAGAUUCCGAAAUCCUGUGGGAAUGGCUGCAGGCUUUGACAAGAAUGGGGAAGCAGUGGAUGGACUUUAUAAGAUGGGCUUUGGUUUUGUUGAGGUAGGAAGUGUUACCCCAAAACCUCAAGAGGGAAACCCUAAACCCAGAGUCUUCCGGCUUCCAGAAGAUCAGGCUGUUAUUAAUAGAUAUGGAUUCAACAGUCAUGGACUCUCAGCGGUGGAGCACCGGUUACGGGCUCGACAACAAAAGCAAGCUAAGCUCACUGAAGAUGGGAUGCCACUGGGAAUCAACUUGGGAAAGAACAAGAGCUCCUUAGAUGCAGCAGCUGAUUAUGUAGAAGGAGUUCGAGUGAUGGGACCCUUGGCAGAUUACCUGGUGGUGAAUGUUUCCAGUCCUAAUACUGCUGGACUGAGGAAUCUACAGGGAAAAGAUGAAUUACGCCAACUGCUAACCAAGGUGCUGAAGGAGAGGGAUGCCUUGCAGGGUGGACAUAAGCCAGCCGUACUGGUGAAAAUUGCCCCGGAUCUCACAACCCAGGAGAAGAAGGAGAUAGCCAGUGUGGUCAAGGAGCUAGGCAUUGACGGGUUGAUAAUCACCAACACAACUGUCAGCCGCCCUGCCAGCCUUCAGGGUGCACUUCGAUCUGAAGUAGGAGGACUGAGUGGGAGGCCCCUCCGAGACUUAGCGACACAGACUGUGAGUGAGAUGUACUUACUCACCCAAGGAAAAAUUCCCAUAAUUGGAGUUGGUGGGAUUAGCAGUGGGCAAGAUGCGCUGGAGAAGAUCCGAGCUGGUGCCUCCUUGGUCCAGAUGUACACGGCAUUUACCUACGGGGGACCACCAGUGGUCAGGAAAGUCAAGCGGGAGUUAGAGGCCCUUCUGAAAGAGCAGGGCUUCAGUCAACUCACAGAUGCAAUUGGAGCAGAUCAUCGGAGGUGAGCAAAUUUUUCUUUGUGGAAUGCAAAGCCGUGAUCUUCAUGGAUGGAAAGAAUCUGCCUUAAAAUACAUCGAUCAUAUCACAGGAGACUUGAUUCUGUGACUUGCCUGGAUUGUAAAGGACAAUGACAUAGGCCUCAUGUCCUCAGAGGACUUUCCUUUGUGGCCCGCUUUGACUUUAAGCCUCAAUCAUGAUUCUUCUAAAUUAAAGCCCCAAGAUCAUUUAUUGUGAACAUCCUGUACAUAAGAAAACUAUUUUGAAGUAAAGUCAUGUAAGGUUUAUGAUUAAAA